GAACGGGUUCCGCCCGGGCCGGUACCGGUAGCCGGCGGGGGUUCGAAGGGCCUGAGGGCCGGUGGUCGUCCGUGUGGGGGGGGCGCGGGCACGGGAAUCGGGUCCAGGGAGAGGAGCAGGGGGGGAAGGGUCAGUUUCGAAUUCGAAUCAUUCGAAACUGCCCUCGCAUCGCCCCGCGCUCCAGCUGCUGCCAUGUCCGGCGCCCAUCGCUGUCAGGGGAGCAACGGGAGCCGUUCCAGGAGGACAUGACCUGCAGUAGGGACCACGUCGUGUGGACUUGGGUCACUCCUAGGGAGAUGCUGCCGGACAAUGCUCGUGGGUCGAGAAGGCUGCGGUACAAACUCUGCAACAAGGAGUACUCCGGUAAUAGGAAGCGUGCGUGGGAGCACUUCAUUUUGGUGAGGGCGUCUGCCAGGUGUCCACAUUCGAACCUGUCGAUUUGGAGGAGGCUGCAUGGCAUCGGUGUACAACUGCCACCGGACAUGCAUGAGAGGGUGCAGCGCGUGUUGGAGAUGAAGAAGAGUGACGAGGGGGACACUCCUGUUCUGGGUGGAGGAGAAGGGGGCGAAGGCGGGAUCGCUGAGGAUCCCGGGGAGGCACCGGGUGGGGACACCAUGGAGGUUGACAUCGGCGAGGAUGAGGGGACGAGGGGGGUUGUGACAGGCGGCCUUGCUACUGCAGGGAGGGCCAGUUCCUCGCAGGCUGUGGUGCAGGGGGCGCGCACACGUGGCCCGACGAGGCAGACAAGCAUCAGGAGGUUUGCGAAGAACCCGAGGCAGGAGGACAUGGAUGACUCCUGCUGCGAGUUCUUCGUGGAGAACGCCAUACCGUUCAACGCUGCCAGAAGCAAGAGCUUCAAGAAGUUCAUGCUGACGUGUAUCGGACCACAACCUGUGGGGAGUCAUCCACUCGUGCCUACUGGGUACAACCCCCUCAGGUGUUGCCUGCUCGAUCGUUUGAACAAGAGGUUGGUGGAUGAGGAGCAAGCGAUCCGUGACGACUGGCAGCGACUUGAGGUGUGCGAGAGGGCCAUCGUGCGUAUCGUCACCGGACACGGUUGGGAGACCAUGCUGUGGCGAGGGGAUAUUAGGGCGAAGGCCUACUUCGUGGAAAAGACAGUUCUUGACAAAGCAUUCUGGGCUGAUGUCAAGAAGCUGACUGCCGUCAUGAAGGGGCCUUAUAAUGUGUUGCGAGAGGUGGACAAAGAUGUCCACUGCUUGUCACGCAUCUAUGAUAUGGCGUGUCGGCUGCCUGGCUUCGUUUGCUCGGCCCCCCUAUCCGCGGACCAGCGAGACGACCUUCUCAAGGAUGUCGGCAACAAGACGGACAUGCUGCUCAGCCCCAUCCACGCCGUUGCACGUCUGUUGGAUCCUAUGUUGAGGGACAUUACUGUUUUCAGUAAUGUCGACCUCAUGGCACAGUUCGAGAGCGUUGUGGAGCGGCUGAUCGAGAAGAGUGGAAGCUCGAGAUUUGACGACUGCAUGGACCAGUUGUACGAGUUCCAGUUUGGGAGAGGAGUCUUCGGCACCCCGCAGGCAAAGAAACGGGCUGAGAAGGACAAUGCGGUGCUAUGGUGGGAGGCGCAUGGUGCAGGGCAUCCAAAGAUCCGAGAGCUGGCGCUGAAGGAUGGGGCCACUGUUGCAGGAGGGUGGUUGGGGCUCACAGCCGACUGGGAGGACGAGGACUUGGAGGGUGACAUGGCAAAUGUCACAGAGGCAGUUGAUGACAUUGAGGCAGCUGGUGAGGGCACAGCUUCUGCGGUGGGCAGCACAAACAUUCGCCCCGAUCCCACAGCGCCGUCCACUUCGAGAUCGACGCAGAGGUUAGUGCAGGUGGAGGAGGAGGAUGAGGAUGAGACUGAUGAGGACGAUGACGACGAUGUCCCUGACGAGGAGUGGGUGGACGAGAGAUCGGACUCAGACAGAUCAUGGACGAGGAGAGAGGGCAUGUUCCCCUAUGUUGAAGGCACACGAUCUGGAUUGAGGUCCCAGACGCGGGCGCGACCAGAGGCGCAGCAGGGGGAGCAGCAGCAGCAGGAGCAGCAGCAACAGGAGCAGGUUGAGCAGCAGCAAGAGCGGGUUGAGCAGCAGCAGCAGCAGCAGCAGGAGCAGCAACAGGAGCAGGAGCAGGAGAAGCAGCGUGGGCAAGGGGAUGAGGAGCAGCACCAGCAGCGAGGGGAUGAGGAGCAGCAGCAGCAUGAGACGGAUGAGGAGCAGCCGCAGCAGAGGGAGAAGGAGCAACAGCAACAGAGGGUGGAUCUCGCAGUCCAGCAGGAGACCGCAGUGCAGUCGUCCAGAGAUGUGCACGAGGAGGGUGAGGCAGAGGGCGAGCAGAGUCGCCGCGAGGUGCGAGGAUUUUACGGUUCUUCUCAGCGGUCGCCUCUCGUUGGGCGGCAUGGAGCACAUCCUGGUCGUGUGUGGGAUCCCCUCGCUUAUUGCGCUCCGCAAUGACAAGGGAAGGCGGCUGCUGGACGUGGGAGAGGGCGGACUCAUGUGGUUGCUCAAGGCACCGAUGGGGUUGCACGAGGCUCG
Molecule: messenger RNA, 2531 nt
Organism: Chara braunii
Lineage: Eukaryota; Viridiplantae; Streptophyta; Charophyceae; Charales; Characeae
Source: the annotation of a GenBank genome assembly